CAUGCGCUGGAUGGAGAGACUGAGCGCGCAGCGUCAGCACCGGUUAAUUAUACUGAUUUGGAAGUUGCCUCACCCUGUACUGUAGCGGCUAUGAGUUUAGAGGCGGUUUCUCAUAUCGCGCGCCCCCUCCUUACUCCGGCUCCUCCCUCUCCUUGAAGCCGGUGUGACCCGCCUGCUGACUGGCACCGGAAGCGGCUUGAGGGGGAACCAAUGACUGGGAAUAUCCGGCAUUUGCUGUCUCUACUCGGUGCGGACUAAGUGCAGCGACCAACGAAUUGGAAGAAGGACCGGGUUGAGGGAGCAAUAAAACGGCCUGGGGUGCCGGCGCCACCUCUAAAAACACUUCGGCCGACCUGUUCUUACAACUUCUUGGGAGCUGGGCGGUUCUACCAACGGCCGCUGGAGCCCCGUCACUUCGGGUCCCCUGCACUUUCCCAUGUGGUUCCCGAAGGAAAGAGACACUGCCAGGGGACACCUGUCUUGGCCCGGUUACCCCUUGUGUCGCACCUGAACCUUCUCUUGACCUGAGGUCACUGCUCCAGCUGUCUCUGGAAGUUUCAGCCAGUUCGGAGAACAUCCGUUCUUUCUUCAUUCAUUCAAAGUACGUUUAAUGCGCUUUAAUCCGCGUCACCAUGGGAAAAAUGCUCUCAAAGAUUUUCGGCAACAAGGAGAUGAGGAUAUUAAUGCUUGGACUUGACGCUGCCGGCAAGACCACCAUUCUCUACAAGCUGAAGCUGGGCCAGUCCGUAACCACCAUCCCUACAGUGGGCUUCAAUGUGGAAACGGUGACGUAUAAAAACGUCAAGUUUAAUGUAUGGGACGUAGGUGGCCAGGAUAAGAUCCGGCCGUUGUGGAGGCAUUAUUACACCGGCACCCAGGGGCUCAUCUUUGUAGUGGACUGCGCUGACCGGGACCGCAUAGACGAAGCCAGACAAGAGCUCCACCGCAUCAUCAAUGACAGGGAGAUGAGGGACGCCAUCAUCCUAAUAUUUGCCAAUAAACAAGACCUCCCAGAUGCAAUGAAACCUCACGAGAUCCAGGAGAAACUGGGCCUGACCCGGAUCAGGGAUAGGAAUUGGUACGUGCAACCUUCCUGUUCCACCAGUGGAGAUGGCCUCUAUGAAGGACUCACAUGGCUAACGUCCAAUUAUAAAUCUUAAUGACAAAUAACAUUUCUCAGACAAAAUGUAUAGAGGCAAAGCACUGUCGUAGGAUAAUGCUGACCCAAUUGAUUAUACCACUUUAAAUUACAACGAAAUAUGGGAUGGAUUAUUAUUGUUUUUCCUUUGCAUUAGGAUUUUUCUGAUCAAAUCUCCAGACCUCAAACCUAUGGUAUAAUAAGACUCCCCAAAAAGCAAGAUUGCCUUUACUGAUAUUCAUAACCACCUUCUCAGAAGACCCUAAGAAUGAGUGUUUGGUUUGAGGGAACAGUCUUCACAAGUAUAUGCUUUGUUUCCCAUUCUGCUUUGUUCACUUUUUUAUUUGUUUAGAUUUCUUUUUUGCAUCCAUACAGAGUAUGUUGCUAGGUCUCUUUCAAAUAGUAAACUUUAAAAUUAUAUUCUUUAAAAUCACCCUGCCGUUUGUCUUUUAUACUGACUGUUUUUGAAAGUUCUGCAAGCUAGCCUAUAACAAAUUUAGAAACUGACCUUUUUAUAUUUUAAGGCGCAAGACCUUUUUCCAGAAUGUUGCUAAUAAAAAGUUAUAUUAUAAAAUAUAUAUAUAUAUAUUUAGCUUCACAUCAGCCAUAUUUGAUUAGAUCAAAUCUGUACAAAUUGUGACUUUUUAAAAUGUCAUAACUUGCUCACACAAUACUCCAUGCAUGAGUAGGCUAAUUGCAAAUUUGAAAAUUGUACUGUGAUAAGACAACUUUGUUACAAAUGACAGCUAAUGUUGUGAUAAGGCCUGUCCGCAUUUGUAUAUAUGAAGGAGGGCGUCCGUAACAUGUAGCAAUACAUACAAUUAUGCAAAGGGCAUCACAUUGACGAACAGAUUAAGAAAAGCACAACUUUGUAAUAGUCAUUGCAAAGCUUACUUGAUGCUUGAUAAAUGAUCUGCCUAAUUUUGUGUUAAAAGGUACAUUGCUCCAAGAGUCUUAAAAUAUAUGCUUUUAUAAAUAAAAAGUACCUACAUUAUUUCUGUAA
Molecule: messenger RNA, 2141 nt
Organism: Bombina bombina (fire-bellied toad)
Lineage: Eukaryota; Metazoa; Chordata; Amphibia; Anura; Bombinatoridae
Gene: ARF6
Product: ADP ribosylation factor 6
Exons: 1
Coding region: 633-1160 (175 amino acids)
Biological process (GO): intracellular protein transport; vesicle-mediated transport
Cellular component (GO): cytoplasm
Molecular function (GO): GTPase activity; GTP binding
Source: RefSeq, a predicted model, not a curated record